AACAAGUGUAUAACCUAGAUUUUUAUGUUUGUAUAUUUUUCAAUUUGUUUUGGACCUUUUUUAUAUAAAUAAACAUAUUUUGUUAAAAUGUCUGGAGGAAUGUUAUAUGGUGGAGAUGAAAUUGGAGCUCUAGUGUUUGAUCCUGGUCAUCAUUCUUUGCGAGUUGGGUACGCUCAAGAAGACACUCCAAAAGCUGAAAUACCGGCUAUAGUCGGCGUAGCUCCUGAUGAAUCUCCAAAAUUGGAACCUGAAGUAAAACCCGAAGAAAACAGUGUUUCAUCCAAUCAAUAUUCAUAUAAGUACUUUAUUGAUACAAUAUAUUUACAUACUCCCCGGCCGAAUAUGGAAAUACAUAGUUACAUGAAAGAUGGCAUGAUAGAAAACUGGGAUAUGUUUGAAAAAAUUAUGGAUUAUUCAUAUGAUAAGAUAAUACAGUCAGAAUCCCAGUAUCAUCCAGUUCUCUUUUCUGAAUCUCCAUGGAAUCAAAGACAAAAAAGAGAAAAAUUAACAGAAAUUAUGUUCGAGAAAUAUAAAGUGCCAGCAUUUUUCUUAGUUAAAAAUGCUGCUCUAGCUGCGUUUGCUAACGGAAGAGCUACUGCAUUGGUAAUCGAUAGUGGAGCAACUCAUACUACAGCUGUACCUGUCUUAGAUGGUUACGUCAUAUCAAACGCAGUUGUUAAAUCACCUUUAGGUGGUGACUACCUAAUUCUCAGAGCUAGAGAAUUGCUGGAAAGCAUGGGUAUCGAUUUAGCUCCUGCAGCUCUAAUUGCAAGCAAAGAAGUAGUCAGAGAUAAGGAUAAACCGAGGUAUGUAAAGAAAAAGCUAUCUUUUCCACCAACCAAUUCGUGGAUGACUUAUAUGGUGAAAAGAACUGUACAGGAUUUUCAGCAAACUGUAUUACAGGUGUCGGAAAAUCCAUACGAUGAAAGAGCAGCAGCGAAUAUACCUGCCGUGCAUUAUGAAUUCCCCACUGGUUAUCAUCAAGACUUUGGUCCUGAAAGAUUCAAAUUAGCCGAAGGAUUAUUUGAUCAUGCUAUGUUAGGAGCAGGAUACAUAGCUGCAACAAGUGCUGGAAUGUGUGACGUUGAUAUCAGGCCAGCACUGUAUAGUUCAGUCGUUUUGACUGGAGGAAAUUCCUUAGUUCAGGGUUUCAGUGAUCGUUUGAGUCGAGAUUUAUCCUCAAGAACUCCCAGCUCGAUGCGAUUGAAAAUGAUAGCUGCGAAUGGAACUGUGGAAAGGAGAUUCGGUUCUUGGGUGGGAGGAUCUAUACUGGCAUCUAUAGGAACUUUUCAACAGAUGUGGAUGUCCAUGCAGGAAUAUCAAGAAGCGGGCAAGGCUCAGAUAGAUCGAAAGUGUCCUUGAACAUUAUAAAGUUAUUUUAUUAACACUGACUAUAAAGUAUAAGGUAAUUUUAAUAUCUAGGUACAAACCUCACAAGUAUUUUUGUGACAAUUCUUUUUUGUAAUAAAAGUUU
Messenger RNA from Anoplophora glabripennis (Asian longhorned beetle), 1474 nucleotides. RefSeq names its product actin-like protein 6B (gene Bap55). Lineage: Eukaryota; Metazoa; Arthropoda; Insecta; Coleoptera; Cerambycidae. The transcript has 6 exons. The record is from RefSeq and is a predicted model, not a curated record. Gene Ontology annotation, cellular component: NuA4 histone acetyltransferase complex; SWI/SNF complex. Gene Ontology annotation, molecular function: chromatin binding. Gene Ontology annotation, biological process: regulation of transcription by RNA polymerase II; nervous system development. The coding region runs from base 88 to 1362 and encodes 424 amino acids.